AUGUCCCAGGCGUUGGUAUCGCGGCCCGCGUCGCAGGGUGGGUUCCCCCGUCAGCCCCGCUUACCAAACCUCCCUGAGAUCCAACACCCUCUAUCCCGGCUGGGAGACCCAGACAAACUCAAUGUGAGAGGGUUGUCGAGUCGAUCUGGUGGUCGACCAAGCUCCAAUCCACUCGGUGGACGAGGACCGAGACCCGCCGGAGAGGUACCCUUCAGCAGUCUUGCACCAAGAGUAUCUCGGACAGCGUCUGGUGGUCGACCCCCUAGCCAGCUCCAGAGGGGUGAGUUUGGCCCCUCUCACACCAGCCGAUCGCUCCCUAAGAUUCCACAUCUAUACUCUAGCAUUCCAGAAGGAAUCGAAGUGUACCACUCAGAUGACCCGACCAAGACAAGACUACCAGUAUUUGGAGCAAGAAGCAGCCUAGAAAGUCGAGCUGAAGGGCGAGACCAGCUUGCUUCACGAGGACCAAGCAGACCAGGAACACAAUCCAGAAUAGAGAUAGAUGAAAUUGAAAUGAUUCUCCGUGAAAAGAUAAAGAGAGGUUAUUACGAGUUGAAGAAGCUCUUUAUUUCCAAUGACCCCGAUGGCCGAGGCAUUGUCAGCCGGGAAGCUCUGGCGAGAAUCCUCAUCACAUUCCUCGGUCGAUUCAUUAGUCUUAAACAAUUCAACCAGCUCUUGCAAAGGAUGAAGCUGGAUGACAGACAGGCGAUUAAAUUGGAAGAAUUCUACGCCUUCUUCCGUCACGUGACGAGUAAGGAGAUGCCUGGUUGGAUGGAUCCUGUGAAUAGACAUCAAUCAGAUAAACUAGUCAUGAGUGCUGCUCAGGUUCAUGCUCAACUCAAAGAGAGAGCUAAACAAAGGUUCCUUGACGUCGCGGAUAUGAUUCCCCAGCUAAACCCUGGCGGCACCGGUCGCAUCCUCAAACCUGAAUUCAGAAACGCCCUCAAUAAGAUGCUCUUCCAUAUGGAUGAGGAUGAAUUUGAAAAACUCUGGCUCAAAUAUGACUCUGAGAAUGUUGGAGUAGUAAACGGCGGGAAGCUCCUAAGCAAACUGGGUAUCAAUCUCCGUGCUACCACGGCUCCAACCAGUGAUAUCUACGUCAGGAGUCCCCGGGGAGGCGACGGCGAACCAACCUCACCGAGGAGAAAGAAGAAAGCUGAUACGGACCGACUAAGAUCGAUCCAUGUUGAGAAGUGGAUCAAAGACAAGUUCAGGACAGGCUGCACUAGAAUGAGAAGAGAAUUUGAGGAGUUUGACAAGGAACACAAAGGAGAGGUGGAUAAGGAGAAAUUCGGUCAGGUUCUGUCCAAGUUUGGUCUGAAGCUUGAAGGUCCGUACCUGGACGAGUUUUUGACGCGAUGCGGUCUUACAGCAGACCGUGCUGGUAUGGUGUCUUACAGGGACUUCCUCAGGAGGUUCCAGGACCGGAGCGAAGGAGGUGUCACUCAUGAUAUACUCAAUGACCCGACUCACAAAUUUCACCAAGGAACCGACUGGAUGGAGAACCCUGCGAACAAUAACUCGAUGACGGCAGCAGAGGUUAAGAUGAUGGAUCUCUUCCAAGGGGACUUCAUCGGAUUAUUAGGGUCCUUCCAGAAAAUUGACAAGUUGCGUUUGCGAGUGGUAAGCCAGCAAGAGUUUCGUGCUAUCAUCGAGAGUCGGUUCAAUCUCGGCCUCUCGGACCAGGAGUUUGAAGCUUUCCUCGACAGGGUUCCAUUCGAUGACGAAGGGAAUGUCAAGUACCACGACUUUAUGGGACAGUUCGACACCAAGUACGGACCUGCUCCUAGUUUGUUUGACAGCAAGACCGUGAGGGGAGGCCCAGAGGAGAUGGACCUGGAUCUAGAUGAAGCUCUGGCCGAGGAAGAAGAGCCAAAGAGCUACGAUGAGUUCAAAAAGGGACGGUCCGUAAGACAGAUCUCAAAGAUGCUCAAACAGAUGAUCAAGAACCGCAUGGCUGAAGUCGAGACAGUUUUCACCGAGAUAGAUGUUCACAAUUCAAGGAGAUUUAGUCAAGAGAUUAUGUAUGAAUUGUUUAAAAGACUAAAUGUUCGGCCAGAAAUCACGAGAGGAGAGAUCCGUCGUCUCUGGGACACAUUCAUCACUACACAGCACAGAACGCUCGACUUCAUGGAGUUUGUCCGCCAUUUUGGAUACUCGCCACAGAGCGCUGCCUUCCCCAACGCCAAGCUAGCACCGCCUAAACGAGGCGAUUCCGACUUCCUGAUCCGGUCAAGAAAACUCAACUGUGCUGCUGAUAUGCUCGAGGACAACCUGAGGUCAAAGGUUGAUUAUAUGUGGGAUGAUCUUCGCAAGGAGUUCUUGAAUCUUGACACCUAUGGGACUGGUUUCGUCAGUGCAGAAGAGUUCCGGGACGUUCUCCAAGAGCUCUGUGUUCAUCUCAACGCCUACGAAUUGGAUAUGCUGAGCAGAAAGUUUGACACGCAAAAAGAUGGCAGAGUAUCAUACGUGGAGUUCCUGCGACCUUUCGCUAUACGGAAGUCAACGCAUCGCCAUGGUAACAACAUGAUGGGUUUGAUGGCCCAUCCACAGGCUGAAAUGCCAAUCGACGCCAUUGUCGAUGAGCCUAAUAAGGGUCUGAGUGGAAUCACAGCUCGAUUAAGACAAAAGUUGGUUGGUGACUGGCGAAACUUGAGGCGGGCCUUCAAGAAGAUCGACACCGAACGUACCGGGUACCUCACCAUGCCCGAGUUCCGGAAUGUCCUGAGACUCUGCAACAUGGUCCUCGACGAGGAAGAAGUCUACCAAGUCAUGGCCGAGUUUGACGAGAAAAUGGACGGCAAAAUCAACUACUACAAAUUCAUUUCAGACACUUUCCACGCUGAUCCAACCAAACCAUAGGUUAACCCAUUGCAAACAUGGGCAAUGGUGAUUCCUGUGUAAUGCCUAGGAGAAUGAAAGAGUUCAGUAGUCGAUGGAUUAAUAGUGGGGACUCUGUACCUAGUGGACAUUGGAGGUUGGUCACCAGAUAUGCAGUGGCCAAAAUGCAGUCUCUGAAGACAGGUCCGGUCAGUGCUGAUUUAGGGCUGCUGCGAUUUGACUCCCAUCUGGAAGUUGACACCACCCACGUUUCUCAAAGAGGUUCAGGUGGCCAGAAACUCUCUCUUGAAUUCACCUUGAUGUGGGGCAUUAAGUUUAACAAACUUAUUUGCCUCUCUGCGUCUUUUUACUUGAGGUUCUUGUAGCACAACUUAAGCUGCAUUGUUGAUUGCUAGAUCAUUCCUUUGUUGACUAUAACAUCUACAAAAUAGAUCUUGAACAUUCAGAUUUUCAAAUCAAAUCAAAGGUGCCUUUUACACUACACUUGUGUAUAUAAAAGAGUAUUUGAAUACUAAUUUGAUUCCAUGAAGUAUUACAGUAUUGUCAAUUUGCAACUAUAAAUCUUUCCUAUUAUGAUUUACUCUACAGUACCAUCCGAGCCAGUAAUUACAUUACAUGUACAUAAAUCAUAUACAAAAUGUGAACAUGUUUAUAUAGAGUUACGUUUGUGUUUUGAAUUGCCUGUUUCGUAUCAACAACUGCAACCAUAUGUUACAUGCCUGAUUAAAACUUUCGACCGUGUUUCAUUUCUAGAAAAGUCCUUGGAAAGGUCUUAUUCGUUUGUGAAGAUUGUUGUAGCUUACAUCGACUUAUUAGGAUCGAGACAAUCACAGUAUAUAGUGACAAAUUAUGGUAAAGAAGAAUAUAAAACAAUGCAUAAAUGUUGCAUUAUAAUACUUGGGUAAAAGAGUACAGAUGUUUCAUAUUUGUGUAAUCAUGUCUACUGCUAGUUGUUGCUGUUGCUUUAUCAUCAUUUUAAACAUGUACAAACAAAUGAUUUGUAUAUUUUGUGUUAAAACAUGACAUUGUUUUGCAUUCAACAGUAUAUUCUCUGUGCACCAUGCUUUUAAAACUUUGUGGAUUAAUGAAAAUAAGAGACAAACCUAUGUACAUUUUUUUUUCUGGCAUUUAUUUAACAAAAUUUUACAAUUGAACAAUACAAAAUGUAAAAUUGUCAGUAUAUACAAUACAGUGAAGUAUGACAAAUCAAACCAUUUGAACCUUGUAUCAACUAAAAGGGAAGAGAAUUUAUGAGGAUAAGAAACUUUGGCUGAUAAAAAAGUGAUAUUAAAACGAAAAGUUAUUUCUUUCAUUGUUUUUAAAUGAACUUUUAUGUGGUUGUAACUAGAUUUCAUGAAGUUUCAAAUAUUUUGAAUAUUUAAACAGUUUUGCACAAUGUACUCUUUAUUUUUCAUUUUUUUUUCUUCUUCUUUCUUCUAGACUGAAAUGUCUAAAUCUAACUGUAAAUAUAUAUACAGAAGUGUUGUACAGUAAAAACUUGAACUCAUGUACAUAGUAUGAAAUUCACUUCUUUGCCUUUCUUGACUCAACUCACUAUUUUCAAGUAAACUGCCCCAAAACACUUGUCUUUUAAAUACACCUUUGGGUUUUGCAGUGUAGUAAUGUCAUUAUUGGCAUUAUUUAUUUUAGUUAGGAAGAUUUAAUAAGAUUUAAGUGGUGGAGGGAAUCCUUUCAGUAGAUAGAAAUGUAACUUUCUUUGAGUUUUUAAUGAUGUAACAUUAUUCAAAAUAUACUAAGAUUGUGAUUAAUCUUGUAUCCUAAAACUUAGUACACAGAGGCUGCUAAACUGUGACCGAGUUAUAUAUCCAAUUUUAAUGUGCUUAUGAUGUUAAUCUUUGCUACAUAUUGAACUUGUAUAUCUUAUAAAUGUGAUAUUUUGUGAAUAAAAUUUGCAUGGCAAAAUGAAAAAUAACAAA
This is a messenger RNA of Strongylocentrotus purpuratus (purple sea urchin), 4778 nucleotides long. RefSeq names its product EF-hand calcium-binding domain-containing protein 6. Lineage: Eukaryota; Metazoa; Echinodermata; Echinoidea; Camarodonta; Strongylocentrotidae. Gene Ontology annotation, molecular function: calcium ion binding. The record is from RefSeq and is a predicted model, not a curated record. The transcript has 16 exons. The coding region runs from base 1 to 2862 and encodes 953 amino acids.